CUCCUUUUCGAUCAUCAAUUUGCUUUCAAUUGAGUGUACAAAGUAAUCAUGAUCUUCGAACCCGCCGAGCGAUUGCACAUUCCCACCAAGGACCUCCUGUCGUACAUUUUCGACGAUCCCAAGUACGACCAGGACGAGCCGAUUUAUAGAGACCCGGGAAACCCAUCACGGUCUAUCUCCUGUAACCAAGCCCGAAAGCUGAUCCGCCAGCUUGUUGCGGGACUGCAGGCAUGGGGUGUUCGGAAGGGUGAUUGUGUGGCGAUUCACGCGUUCAAUGAUAUUUAUUAUAGUAUUCUGGUCUUGGCGAUUGUAGGUGCUGGUGGGAUUUUCACCGGCACGAAUCCAUCGUACACGCCGAUGGAGCUGGAGCACCACAUUAGAGCAUCGGAGGCUAAGUUUCUGAUUUCGGAGCCGGAGAUUGUGGGCUCACUCAAGGCUGCUGCAAGUGGCGUUGGUAUUCCGGAAAACAACAUCCUCAUUUUCAAUGCUCUCGGGCAAGAUGUCCCGUCUGGGUUCCGAUCGUGGGAGGAGCUUUUCAAAGCCGGUGAGACGGACUGGGUGCGUUUUGACGAUUUGAAAACUACAAGAGAGACCACGGCAGCAAGACUGUUUAGCAGUGGUACGACCGGUCUGCCCAAGGCUGUCACUAUCACUCACUACAACAUGGCGGCACAGCAUGAACUGGUUUUUGAGACGCAUCCCCGACCAUACCGAGUCUGCAAAGUAGUACCCACGCCAGUCUUCCACGCAGCAGCAGCUCCAUCAACCCAUUUCUCGACCCUGAAAGCCGGCUACAUCACCUACGUCAUGCGCCGCUUCAAUCUCAACGACUUCCUGGAAGCCGUUGAAAAAUACGGUGUCACUGACCUAACCAUGGUGCCUCCGAUCGCGGUCGGAAUCCUCAUGAACCCGCAUGCCAGAAAGCGGCCAUUCUUGAAGAAGGUCAAGAUGGCAGGCUGCGGUGCUGCGCCUCUGGGCCGCGACGUCCAGGCUAGGUUCCACGAGCUCAUGGAUAAAGAGGCCCCCUUGACGCAGGUAUGGGGCAUGACUGAAACAAGCUGCAUUGCUAUGUCCUUUCGGUAUCCCGAGCACGACGAAACUGGGUCUGUGGGACGGUUGAUUCCUAAUCUCGAGGCGAAACUUAUCGAUGUUGAGGGGAAUAAUAUCUCAGCCUACAACACUCGUGGAGAGCUCUGCGUCCGCGGCCCAACUGUCACGCCCGGCUACUUUAAUAAUCCCGAAGCUAACGCGUCUUCUUUCGAUGCGGACGGUUGGUACAAGACAGGCGACAUUGCGUACUGCGACGAGGCAACCGGUAAAUGGUACAUCGUGGACCGACAGAAGGAACUUAUCAAAGUUCGCGGGUUCCAGGUUGCCCCCGCGGAACUCGAAUCUGUACUGUUAUUGCACCCACAGAUCGUUGACGCGGCUGUUAUUGGAAUUAGCUUCGCAGGAUCUGAUGAGGAGUGGCCGCGCGCGUAUAUCGUCAAGAGGCCUACGGAAGAAGGACAGAAGUUGACGGCGGAGGAUGUGCAGACAUAUAUGAAGGAGCGGCUGGCGAAGUACAAGUCGUUGACGGGUGGCGUUGUCUUUGUGGAGGGGGUGCCGAAGAAUGCUAGUGGAAAGAUUUUGAAGAAGGUGUUGAAGGAGAUUAGCAAGAGGGAGAUUGAGGUUGGCAUGAUUAAGCCGAGGUUGUAGACAUGACGUUUUGCAAAUGCAGAUAUCGAUACAAUGAAGAAAUGGUGUCUACAGACACUUAAUAUGCAGUCC
Aspergillus ruber CBS 135680 is the source of this 1770-nucleotide messenger RNA. RefSeq names its product acyl--CoA ligase. The transcript is spliced from 4 exons. The coding region runs from base 49 to 1698 and encodes 549 amino acids. Gene Ontology annotation, biological process: secondary metabolic process. NCBI's taxonomy places the organism in Eukaryota, Fungi, Ascomycota, Eurotiomycetes, Eurotiales, Aspergillaceae. The record is from RefSeq and is a predicted model, not a curated record. Gene Ontology annotation, molecular function: CoA-ligase activity.